GCCCCAGGAGGCCCCGAGAGGCUCCAGAGCGUUCCCGGGAUGCUCCAGAAGCUCUCCGUAGCCGUUUUAGCUCAAGCUGUCUGCGGCUCCGUGCGAUGGCGGCCGCAGCCCUCCCGCCCCGCUCCCCACGGAGCGCCUGGAAGCGCUUGGGAGCGCCUGGGUUGAAGUCCUGGGAGCGCCUGGGAGCGCUUGGGAGCGCCUGGGAGCGCCUGGGAGCGCCGGGGAGCGCCUGGGAGCUCCGGGGAGCGCUUGGGAGCAGGAGCCCCCCGGGGAGCCCGCCAGGAGCUCCCUAGGAGGCAGCGCCCGGCGGCUGCGGCGGCAGCUGACGCCCCCGCGCGGCGCGGGCCGCCGCAGCCUGGGCCGCGCGGCCUCCGGGGAGCCUGGAGGCGCAGCGUGCCGGGGCGACCGUCGGCCGCGGCGCUGCGGCCCCCGCAGAGGCGGCUGCCGGGGGAGGCGGCGCUGGCGGCGCUGGCGGCGGGCGUUGGGCGGCCGGUGGCUGCACAGAAUCGGCAUCACCCUAACAUACUUAUACUAUAUGUGCUUCGCCCCCCCGGAGGCGACGCGCGCACCGAGAAAUCUUAUAGUAUAUGCGUCGUGGGGGGCGCUUUCUGGCCACACCGCUCGGGAAGCGAUAUACUACAAGAUGGGUAUACUACAUGUUCGGGUCGGACGCGCGCCUCCAAGGAGGACAUACAGUACUAGUAUGUCUUUGUGCUUCCCACAGAAGGACCGCGCGGCCCCGCGCAGCCAGAUGGCCCGGCGAGGUCGCGGCGGGCCGGGGCGGCGCUGAGGAAGUGGGCGCCGAGGAGGCCGCCGAGGCCGGCCUCGGCGGCGGGGAGCCCGGGGCGCCGCCCAGCAGCCCGGCCGCCGAGGGCGAGGAGGGCGCCGAGGAGAGCGACAGCCGUGCACGCUGCUCCUCCUCCGCGUCCUCCUCCCGCUCCUCGGCCGUGGACGGGGCUCGCUGUUCCUCGGGCCCCUCCGCGGCCCGUCUCGGCACCCCAGGCGGCUGCGGGAUUGGCUGAGGCGGUUCUCCGCCCCUCCUCGUCCUCGUCCGCCGCCGCGUGCUGCGAGCUGGUGGCGACAGAGCCGCGCGGGCGCCGCCCUCUCCUCGUGCUCCUCCUCCUCGGCCUCCUCGCGGUCCCGCGGGUCUGUCUGCUCUCAGGCGACCAUUUUUUUUUGUUUUGCGCGCUGAAGCCCCCAAAAUUUCGAGGGCACGCACAGGCGCUGUCAGCGGCUGCUCGUCGACGUCGGGCCGUGCGCGCGCGUUGUGGAGCCGCCGUGGCACAUGGGUGCGCGCGCGCUCCCGGUGUCAUGGCCAGCCACUGGUGACACGAUUUUAAUUGUUUAAAGGUGGUACGACAUGUUUUAUGAUGUUCCAACCUACUUACGGACAUGCCCGACUUAAUGCUUAUAUGAACACUUCAGUCUCUACGUGGGCCUGCAGGCCUCGGGUGGGCGGCAGCGGCGCGAGCGCCCAUGGGGCCCGGCGGCGCCAAAUGCGGUGUCAGUCUGGGCAGGGAAGGGUGUGCGAGCGAGUCUCGACCUGGUGCUAUCAUGUCGGGCAUCGCUCCUUCUCCCCACCCCCCUACUCCAUGUACAUAGACUUGCGGAAACGUAAGGGACCAUUGCCUCUAGAGAUGCGCCCCUGUCUAGAGGGGAACGAGUCGAAUCAGCGCUGGCCGAUGCACCCCUUGCACGUUCUGAUA
Prorocentrum cordatum is the source of this 1706-nucleotide messenger RNA. The record is from the annotation of a GenBank genome assembly. NCBI's taxonomy places the organism in Eukaryota, Dinophyceae, Prorocentrales, Prorocentraceae.